AGCAACUGUAGGAAGUGCACCACUGUGCUUCCUUUGAAGUGGUCCGAUGUGAUUUUUGAGAGCGGGAAGAAUCCUGGGUGGAAGUACAGUGAACCUAAACAGCUGGUGCUAAAUUAGUGUCUUACAGCCUACUGUCGGGACAUUUCAGACAGUACUGGUUACCAGUUUAACCAUGAUAUAUAUAUAUACCAGUAAUGAGUCAAAGUAACGGCGGAAAACUUAGCAUUAGCUGUUGCUAGGCAGUUGGUAAUAACGUUAUUUAGCUAUAUAGCUAACAAGCAGAAGGACAGAGCAGCAUGGCUUCAUCCUCAGUGGAGUACACCAUUGGAGGGGUGAAGAUCCACUUCCCCUGCAAGGCCUACCCAUCCCAGCUGGCUAUGAUGAAUUCAAUCGUACGGGGACUGAACAACGGGCAGCACUGUUUGCUUGAGAGUCCCACAGGAAGUGGAAAGAGCUUGGCUUUGCUGUGCUCGGCUCUGGCCUGGCAGAAGGCUCAGUUUGCUAAACUACAAGAAGGAGGAAGCCUUGUGGAGGACAAGUGCCAGUCAGACAAAAACUGUGGAGACUAUAAGAAGUCAGAUGUCACCACCCCCUGUCAGUGUGUGUGCCACAGCAAAGCCAGCGGGACCACAGCUACAACAGCAGCCAAACCUGUUGUGGUGGACCUCACUGUGUCACCCUGCAAAGAGACGAAGCAGCCUCUGCAUCAAGCACCUGAACAUGUGUCAUCACCAGAAGAGUCGCAGCCCAAGAAACAGUCCAUAGCCUCUCGUCUGUCUGAGAAGUUCCAGUCUUCCCUCAGCUCUGACCGGGAGAAGGACGACGACUUCCAGCCAGAUAGGAAACGCAUUCGCACUGCCGAUAACAAGAGCCGUAAAAGGCAGCGUCUGGAGCAGGGAGUGGUAUUUCUAGAUGAUGAGCUGGAAAAUGAGCCUCCGGGUCCACAGAGUUGGACCACAGAGCCAAGCCAAGCAGCUGGUCUGUCCUCAUCAUGCUGCUCCCCUGAACCCUGCUCGAGGUGCCCGUGUGCUUCAACCAAAGACGGCGUGAAGGACAAAGACAAAGGUGUCAAAAAGAAGAUUCCUAAGAUUUUCUUCGGCACUCGUACACAUAAACAGAUAACUCAGAUCGCUAAUGAGCUGAAGCGCACUGUUUACUCCGGUGUGCCCAUGACCAUCUUAUCCAGUAGAGCUCACACCUGUGUCAACCCAGAGGUGGCGCCUCACGCCAACCGCAAUGAACGCUGCAAGGAGCUUCUGGAGGGCAAAGAUGGCAAGUCAUGCCGCUUUUACCACGGUGUCCAGAGGAUGCGGGACCAGCAAACACUACAGCGGGUUCAUGGACUCCAUGACGCCUGGGACAUCGAGGACCUUGUCGCACUGGGCAAACGGAUCCGGGCAUGCUCCUACUAUGCUGCCCGGGAACUUAUGCAGGGCGCCUCCAUCAUCUUCUGUCCAUAUAACUACCUGCUGGACCCAAUGAUCAGAGAGAGUAUGGAGAUCGACCUGGAAGGCCAGAUCGUGGUGCUGGACGAGGCCCACAACAUUGAGGACUGUGCAAGGGAGAGUGCCAGCUUCACUUUGGACUACAACAGUCUGCUGAUGUCCAGGGAUGAGCUUGACGGCAUGGUCAACAGCAACAUCAGACGCUCUAAACAUGAGCUGCUCAGGGACUUCUGCUAUAGCCUGAUCAACUGGAUCCAGGAGAGCCAGUGCCUGAUGUCUGAACGGGGAUAUGAGAGCGCCAGUAAAGUCUGGAAUGGAAAGGAAAUCCUGGGUAUCUUUCACAACCUGGGCAUCACCGCUGACACCUUUAAAAAUCUGAAGCAAAACCUGGCAGCAGUGUUGGAGAAAGAAGAGCGUGUCAGUGUGAUAAAUGGUAAAGAAGAUAUGGUUCAGAUACCAACCAUCAGUACAGCUACCUCCACUGUCCUCAAAAACAUCUUCAUGGUGCUGGGCUACAUGUACUCUUCUGAGGACACCUGCAGGUAUGCUGAAGACUACCGGAUAGCUCUGCAGAAGAGCUUUGCUUGGACCAACCGGGUCCCACCCGAUGCCCCUGAUGCCCAGGGAUUUGUGGUUCGGCCACGCAACAGGCAACGCCAGAUGCAACUCCAGAGCGCCCGAGUCAAGGCCGAAGUCCUGACGCUCAGCUUCUGGUGCCUCAACCCCGCUGUGGCUUUCUCUGAUUUGAGUACGUCGGUGCACACCAUUGUGCUGACAUCAGGAACCCUGUCACCCAUGGGCUCCUUCUCCUCUGAACUCGGGGUGAAAUUUUCCAUCCAGCUAGAGGCCAACCAUGUUAUCAACAAGUCCCAGGUUUGGGUGGGCACUGUUGGUGCAGGACCACAAGGCAGAAAACUCCUUGCCACCUUCCAACACACUGAAACGUAUGCCUUCCAGGACGAGGUUGGUGCGCUGCUGCUCCAUGUCUGCCAGGUCGUGGCCAAGGGUGUGCUCUGCUUUUUACCUUCUUACAAGAUGCUGGACAAGCUGCGAGACCGAUGGAUCAACACUGGUCUCUGGGAGAAGCUAGAACGACAGAAAACUGUGAUCACAGAGCCCCGUGGUGGCGGCAAGGGGGAUUUUGACCAACUGCUUCAGACGUACUAUGAUGCCAUCAAGUACUGUGAGGGAGAAAGAGAUGGUGCACUGCUGAUCGCUGUCUGUAGGGGUAAAGUGAGUGAAGGACUAGACUUCACCGAUGACAAUGCCAGGGCAGUGGUCACCAUUGGAAUUCCCUUCCCAAACUUCAAAGACCUCCAAGUGGAACUGAAGAUGAAGUACAAUGACCAACACUGCAAAUCCAGAGGUCUUCUCCCAGGCCAGCGUUGGUACGAGAUUCAGGCCUACAGAGCCCUAAACCAGGCCCUGGGAAGGUGUAUCCGCCACAAGAAUGACUGGGGUGCCCUAAUUCUAGUGGAUGACCGUUUCAGGAAUAAUCCCAAUAAGUACAUCACAGGUUUGUCUAAAUGGGUCCGCCAGCUCGUCCAGCAUCAUGACACCUUCGGCAAUGCCAUGCAGUCUCUGGCUGCGUUCUCUCAGGUGCAACAGAAGGUGGAGGUGGCUCCUGUAGACAGUCAGACCCUCAACUCUACUGUCUCAUCUCCAAACAGUCACUUGUCAGUAACUGUAGAGGGACAGGGUCUGCCUCAGACACCCCGCUCAGGGGUCAAACUGCCUGAAUCCCAGCAGGACACAAGCCCCUCCACCACCUAUUCUUUUUCACGUACACAGUUGAAAGCUGUACAAAGUGAGAAAACAGAAUGGUCGAAUACGAUGUACAGUCCCCCGGCACCAGCAGAGCCCCUAUCGCACCAAAAAAGAACAGCUCAGCCUCUGUACCACAUGUUCAACUACAGCCCCAUCAGCAACCGCUUCAAGAAGCCAAUCUUUAAAGAAAAAGUGCCCAGUAAUUCCAGCCAGCAUUUGGAAACAUCUAACCAUUCGGAGCACGAGGAGACACGGCAGAUCUCCGCUCCACAAACAAAGACUGAGACAACUUGUGUUAAAGAACGCGCUGGAGACAGUUCCAGUGAAACCAAAGUGGAUCCGGCUGUGGAGCCUUCUCCAGUAACAACCCCUCCCAGCUGCGAAAGUGAACUGCCCUCAGCGGACAAUCCAGGCGAAGAUGAAAAAGAGGAGGAGGAGGAGGAGGACGAGGACCAAACUAUCUUCUAUACUCCAGAACUUUUCGAUGGUGAAGGCAACGAAGGCAGCCCACAGAAAGAGACCGAGACCAAGUCACUUCCCGGUAUGGUUGUGGGGACCGAGAGCCCCGUCCUGCUGUCAGAAGGACUUUUUGGCUCUGAGCAGGCCCAAGGGCAAGCUUCUGCUUUUGAUGGACAGAGUGCUAUUUCAGUCAGUAAAGAGAGCGCAGAGCUGUCACAGGGUCAGGAAGAAGAAAUCAUAGGGCAGAAGCAAGGUGAGGAGGGAGAGCAGGUGGAUAACAAGAGCAGGCAGACAGGCAGUAGGCUUCGCAGGGUGUCCAGGUCCAGACAGCAAGCUCCCUCCACUCUAACAGAUUAUGGGUGGGGAACGUGGAUGGUUAGACAUGCCUGAUUUAACCUAAAGAAGAGACCUUUAUUUUUUUUUUUCAAUUCCAAUUAUAAAAUAAAUAAUAUGUGCUGUGAACUCAAGUGGUGUGGACACACAUUCGUUUUACGUUCAGUACAAGCAUUAAUAUACAUUCUAUUAAGUCAUAAUAAAAUGAAAUGUUAGCAUUUCAUUCUCAUCCUUUCUCCUGUUGCAGUGUUUUUUUUUUUAUUUCUGUAAUCAUAUAGAUAUAUAGACAAUUUCAGUGGUGAAAGUACAGAACAAAAGUACUCCUAAUGCAGACUGGCCCCCGUCAGUGUUGUAUUAUUCUAUUAUAUGUCAGAGAGAGGUACUUUACUGUUGUAGCUGGUGGUUGUUGAGAUCAUUUUAAGUACUUUAUAUACUGUUGUGUAGUUUAAUCUAAAACAAUCACAACAUAACAUCAUAUUUUCUAAACUGAUCAUCUGUUUGAAAUCUUAAUCCGAAUAUUAACUAGUAACUACAACUGUCAAAUAAAUGAGGACUAAAUUAUACAAUAUUUCCCUCUCAAAUGUCUUAGAAUUAAAGUACAAGUAGCAUAAAAUUGAAAUACUGGAGUAAAGUACAAGUACAUCAAAACUGUAUAGUUUCGAAACAAUACUUGAGUACGUUCACCACCUCCCAAUUAGACUGUGCUGCACAUUAAAGACAAAAUGUUAUAUUAUAUUCUAAUAUUGUGUCCAUUAUUUAUAUCAAUGAGGUUAGAGUAGAAUAGUAGAAACACCUCUCAGUAUAACAACACAAUACAAUUCAACAACCGCACAAACUACAGCCUAAAAAAUGAUACUAAAGUUGAGCCAAUUUCAACAAAACUAAACAUUAUAACGAUGAACAUUAUAAUGAAGUUAUGGUUUAUUGCAGGACUGUAGUAUUAGACUGCACUUUUUUAGCUAGCUAGACUAGCUAGACUAAUUUGGCUACUGGGUGUCUCUACCACUACUGCAGUAUAUGUUAAAAUAUGUUCACCAAAAAAAUAACUGGCAUAUAAUUCAUCUAAAUUCAUAUACUAUUCAUUUAUGAAUGAAUCAUUUGUUUAAUAUUUGUAUAACUCAUUGACAUUUAGACCUUAACCUCUUUUUUAUGUUUUAUUCUUGGAGGUAAACAGUGAUUAUUUGUGAUCUACAUAUGUGUAAUCAGCACUUUAAUGGCCAUAUGUGAUUGUUUGAGUCUGAGGAGCUGAGGUAAUUUAAUCGAGCCAAUGCUAAAUGCAAAAUCAUCAAACGGUCUGAGUUGAAGGGAGACCAAAAAUAAAUGAGAUUAAACAUGA
Molecule: messenger RNA, 5340 nt
Organism: Sebastes umbrosus (honeycomb rockfish)
Lineage: Eukaryota; Metazoa; Chordata; Actinopteri; Perciformes; Sebastidae
Gene: brip1
Product: BRCA1 interacting protein C-terminal helicase 1
Exons: 21
Coding region: 297-4061 (1254 amino acids)
Biological process (GO): double-strand break repair involved in meiotic recombination; nucleotide-excision repair
Cellular component (GO): nucleus
Molecular function (GO): ATP binding; DNA binding; hydrolase activity, acting on acid anhydrides, in phosphorus-containing anhydrides
Source: RefSeq, a predicted model, not a curated record